CUCGCCGGAAUCCAUGGCGAAGCCGAACAGGCGCUGCUACUACGAGGUUCUCAGCGUCUCAAUCAACGCUACCGACGACGAGAUACGUUCUACCUUCCGCCGCCUCGCCCUCCGGAUCCACCCUGACAAGCAAGCCGCCAAUGGUGUCCCGAUCGCUGAGGCCACCGCCGCCUUCCAGGAUCUCCUACAAGCUUACGAGGUCCUCUCUGAUCCCAAGGAGCGCUCAUGGUACGAUUCUCAUCGAUCUCAGGUCCUCUCCUCCAAUCCCAAGUCCGCCGUGCCCUCCCGCUCCUCUUACUUUUCCCGUCACUCCAAUCUCGAUCUAGAGAAUUUCUUCUCGCCGUCAUGCUUCUCUGGCUUCUCCGACUCGGGCAAGGGUUUCUUCAAGGUAUACGGCGAUGUCUUCACUCUGAUCCACUCUCAAGAGCUCUACUUCGCCAAAAAAUUGGGAUUAGGGUUUGAUCGCCCUCCUCAAAUUGGCAAUGUCUACAGCCCUUACUCCGAAUUCAUGGCGUUCUACGACUACUGGUUAGGGUUUUCCACUGUGAUUGAUUUCGAUUGGGUUUAUGAUCAAGAGGAAGCAAAGAAUGACCGGAAUUUGUUGGUUCGAGAGCUGGUGGUGCUUGUUAGGAAUUUGGAUAAGAGGAUCAUUGAUUUGAAGGGGAAGGAGAGUGAGCAGGAUGAGAAGCUUCGUGAGAAGAAGAGAUUAAAGAAGAAGGAAAAGGAGGAGGAGAUGGAGGAGGAGGGGAUUUGGUAUAACACUCUUUCCGCUCAUCAGAAGAUGUUCGUCGAUAAUCUUCGAAAGAAAAGGAACACGAAUACGAAGUUUACAAUGGAGAAGUUGCAAGCAAUGAUAAAAGAGAUGCAGAAGAAGCAGGAGAAGAAGAAUAAGAAGAAGAAGAAGUCUGAGAGGAUGAAAGCAAAUAAAGAAAAUGAGAUUUAUGAUGAGUGUGAUGAUGAUGAAGAGAAGAAGGAAAGGGAUAGAAGGAGAAGUGAAGGGACUGAACUUGAUUCUAAUAAUAAUGAUGAUAAUAGGACUAAUAACCCCAAUGCAAAUGGACACUAA
This is a messenger RNA of Dioscorea cayenensis subsp. rotundata (Guinea yam), 1066 nucleotides long. RefSeq names its product DNAJ protein JJJ1 homolog. The record is from RefSeq and is a predicted model, not a curated record. NCBI's taxonomy places the organism in Eukaryota, Viridiplantae, Streptophyta, Magnoliopsida, Dioscoreales, Dioscoreaceae. The coding region runs from base 14 to 1066 and encodes 350 amino acids. The transcript is spliced from 3 exons.